AUGAGAUACCACACCACCAUCCUCCUCGCCGCAGGUGCAUUCGCUGUCCACGUCGCCGCAAUCCAAGUGCGCUCCGAAGUGCCCGAGGGCUACACCAUCCAGCCGAUGACCUGGCGGGGCGUGAUCGAGAAGGACGGCCCGGAGAUGGCGUUCAACGGCACGAUCCAGCAAGUGGAGGCCCAGAUCCAGGCCAUGAAGCCGGGCUUCACGUGGCAGGCACUCCGUCGUGAUCUCGGGAUGCCGCAGACGUCUCUGCAGAAGCGAAGCAAGGACAAGAUCUACUGCGACAUAGGCGGCGACCUCAGCGUCCCCAAUGGGCCCCUCACAGUCCACGUCGAGUGGGCGCACGACGCCCUGCAAGCCAACACGGGCACAUGCGCCGUAGACGGCGGGCCCAAGGUGUGCUCGCGCGUGGCGUGCUCCUCAAACGCCGGGGUGUGGUUGUGUAACGACAGCACGGACCGCAUCGAGCCAAAGUGCCACGACUUGGCGUCGUACGUGCAGGAUAUCAUCGGCCGGUGCAAUAAGGAUAGUCACGGCCAUAAGACCACGAGGGGCCAGGAGUUCGAUACGGGUAACUUCAUUGUCAAUACGGGAUGGGCGUCGGACUGCUGA
Molecule: messenger RNA, 615 nt
Organism: Anthostomella pinea
Lineage: Eukaryota; Fungi; Ascomycota; Sordariomycetes; Xylariales; Xylariaceae
Source: the annotation of a GenBank genome assembly